Molecule: messenger RNA, 5058 nt
Organism: Salarias fasciatus (jewelled blenny)
Lineage: Eukaryota; Metazoa; Chordata; Actinopteri; Blenniiformes; Blenniidae
Gene: znf740a
Product: zinc finger protein 740a
Exons: 22
Coding region: 443-2449 (668 amino acids)
Biological process (GO): regulation of cytokine production; negative regulation of transcription by RNA polymerase II; embryo development
Cellular component (GO): nucleoplasm; nucleus
Molecular function (GO): RNA polymerase II cis-regulatory region sequence-specific DNA binding; DNA-binding transcription repressor activity, RNA polymerase II-specific; DNA-binding transcription activator activity, RNA polymerase II-specific
Source: RefSeq, a predicted model, not a curated record
CCCGCUGUAAUCCCGCACGUCCCCGUUUUAUGUGGUUUUAAACGCUCACUCCUUUUUCAUCUGCGCCUGAAUCUGCUGCAAACUGAAGGCCAGCAACCAUCGCGUUAGGUGGGCGUUAAAUCUCCGCAUCAGCUGUAAAAAAAAUGGACUGAAACGGUUUAAUCCGGCCGGGCUUGUGUUGAGGGGGCGCAGAAGAAGAUGAGCCUUUUCUCCUCGCUUGAAGAAGCUGUGCUGCUGUGUGGGGGAGUGGGUUACAUCCUGUGGCGUUUCCUGUGUUUGUAAACUAGACGCGGCUGAAAAGCGUCGGGCGACUCGAGAUUAUUGUUUUAAUGCUAGAUGAGUGAGGUGGGUGUGGCUUCCCACCAGCCCGACCAUCCUGACUGACGGAUCUCUGGAUGACCUUGUCCCCACCCCUGUCCCUGCGCUCACAUAUACCACAGCAAUGUCACAUCUGCCCAGCAGCUCAGUCCGCGACCAUAUGAAAUGGGCGGGGCUGCUCGGCUGCGAAGCUGUCCUCUCCAGUAUGGCCCUGAUGCAGGCCAGCUCCAUGGCCGCUCCGCCCAAAAAAAUGAUGGCUCCGCUUGGCCAUGGACCACAGCAGAGAGAGGGACCGGACCGUGCUCCCCAGAGCCACAUGAUCCUCCCGUCUGGAAUGAGCUGUCCACCCCUGGUUAGGACUCACAUGGGAAAUCUUAUCCGGAAGGAAGGUGAAUUCCAAGCUCCACGCCUGCUGGACGAGAAAGAGAUGAGGGCCACCGAGGACAUGCAGCAGAAAAAAAAGAACAGGAAAUCAGUAACGCCCUGUAAAGUGAGAGAACAAGAAGGAAGGGGAGGGAAGGCGUUUAACUUCAUUCAAGGCGCGGGCGGAGAUGAGAACGGCCCGUCAUCCAAAGUGCAGAAAAACUUUAUUUGUGAUCACUGUUACGGAGCAUUUAGGAGCGGAUACCACCUAAAGAGGCACAUCCUCAUUCAUACAGGGGAGAAGCCGUAUGCUUGUGCCGUAUGUGACAUGAGGUUUAUUCAGCGUUACCACCUGGAGAGACACAGCCUCAUUCACACGGGGGUGAAGCCGUACGCUUGUUCCAUGUGUGACAUGAGGUUUUUCCAGCGUUACCACCUGGAGAGACACAGACUCACUCAUACGGGGGUGAAGCCGUACGCUUGCUCCAUGUGUGACAUGAGGUUCUUCCAACGUUACCAUCUGGCAAGACACAGCCUCACUCAUACUGGGGUGAAGCCAUACGCUUGCUCCAUGUGUGAUAUGAGAUUUUUCCAACGCUACCACUUGGCGAGACACAGCCUCACUCACACGGGGGUGAAGCCAUAUGCUUGCUCCAUGUGUGACAUGAGAUUUUUCCAGAGAUACCACCUGGCGAGACACACUCUCACUCACACGGGUAGGGUGAAGCCAUACGCUUGCUCCAUGUGUGACAUGAGGUUCUUCCAGCGUUACCAUUUGGCAAGACACAGCCUCACUCAUACUGGGGUCAAGCCAUAUGCUUGCACUAUGUGUGACAUGAGGUUUAUUCAACGUUACCAGCUGGAGAGACACAGUCUUACUCACACAGGGGUGAAGCCGUACGCUUGCACCAUGUGUGACAAGAGGUUUUUUCAGCGCUACCACCUGGCGAGACACAGCCUCACUCAUAUGGGUGUGAAACCUUAUGCUUGCACCAUGUGUGACAUGAAGUUUUUUCAGCGUUACCACCUGGCGAGACACAGCCUCACUCAUACCGGUGUGAAACCUUAUGCUUGCACCAUGUGCGACAAGAGGUUUUUUCAGCGCUACCACCUGGCGAGACACAGCCUCACUCAUAUGGGUGUGAAACCUUUUGCUUGUACCAUGUGUGACAUGAGGUUUGUUCAGCGUUACCACCUGGCGAGACACAGCCUCACUCAUACGGGUGUGAAACCUUAUGCUUGCACCAUGUGCGACAAGAGGUUUUUUCAGCGCUACCACCUGGCGAGACACAGCCUGACUCAUAUGGGUGUGAAACCUUUUGCUUGCACCAUGUGUGACAUGAGGUUUGUGCAGCGUUACCACCUGGCGAGACACAGCCUCACUCAUACGGGGGUGAAGCCGUAUGCUUGUUCCAUGUGUGACAUGAGGUUUAUUCAGCGUAACCACCUGGAGAGACACAGCCUCACUCAUACGGGAGAGAAGCCAUUUGCUUGUGACAUGUGUGAUAUGAGGUUUAUUCAGCGCUACCACCUUGAGAGACACAAGCGUGUCCAUAGCGGGGAGAAGCCUUACCAGUGCGAACGAUGCCAGCAGAACUUUUCCCGCACGGACCGGCUGUUGCGGCAUCGCCGGCUGUGCCAGGGCCGCAGCGUCGCCAAAGUGGAGAGCCAGCCGUGCUGCGAGCCGCGCCCGUACCCCCAGGAGCCGCCGCCCGCGCCGCCCACCUGGAGCCCCCUGCACCCGCCGCCCGGGCGCCUGGCCGUCUGACAUUCCGUCUUCCCCGCAGCCGCCGCCGCGCCGGCGGAGACGGGACACGCCACAGGGUUUCUUCUGCUCGGCUCUGUGCGGAGUGACGCCACAUUCUAGCACAGACUGACACCGCAGCUCCAGUCAUGGGAUUAAUGACGGCGGGACGUUUCUGUUUCUGGUUUUCUGUUGAAUUUUUACUGUUUGCUUUUCCUCCCUGUUGUUUUUUUUUUUUUUUUUUUUUUUUUUUUUUUUAAGAUGAGACUUUUCUGUGAUGAACAGUGGUCCGGUUUUUUUGUACUUAAUCUAUUUGAUUUUUGCAAAAGAAAAACAAAAACAGUUUUUAUUGUUGGAAAACAAAAAAAUCUGCAUUCGGUGGUACUCUGGAGGGUAUUGAUCCUGACGCGUUGGCAACAAGUGGGAUGAGGAGGUGGAGGAAAUAUUUGAUCCUUUUGUUUUUCUUCUUCUUCUUUCCUGUUCGGCCCAUUUCGUGAGUCAGAACCUUCGCACUCAUGAAUUCUUGACCGUGACGCAGCACACACCUUUCUCAACCUGCAGACUCAGAUGUUAUUGAUUAUCGUGUAAAUAACAGUUGUUCAUUUUUGUUCUCUUUCUCAUGCAAAAAAAAAAAAUGGGCCAGUAAGAAGUAGAAGGAAAAAAAAAAAUGGUUCGAAUACAUUCCGUCACCGCCGUCGCAGUCGAGAGGAAACCGAAAUAACUUUUGUGAGUCGUUAAAAAGAAAUAUCAGCAACUGUAUAACCGGGACUUCCAGGGAAAUGAACUGGAAGGGGGCGACGCGGCGGAGGAGCGCCGCGUGUCGCCGGCGCGGCGGGAACCGGGCGGCGGUCCUCACCGUCCCCCUUUCACGAGUACUGAGAGUGUGUGCUGUUGUACGCUCAGCUGUAUAUAUGCAUAUAUAUAUGCACAGAUCUCCAGUACAAGAGCAGGAACGAGUCUCUCCUGGUGUAAAAUAAUGCAGGUCGGCCACUCGGAGUCCCCUUACGUUUGUACAGAUUGUCACAUUGUGAGAUUUGCGAGGGUAUACAAACUCUUGUGGCCUUAGUAUGUUCCUCUCUUUCUCUUUUUGUUAUAUUUUCAUUUGCCUUUUUCACAACAGUUUAUUAUUGUGGAUCUGAUGUAUUUACUAGCCUUUCAUCAUCAUCAUCAUCCUCCUUUUUUUUUAUUGUUUUCAUGGUAAAGCGAUCGUAGUUACUGAAUGUUGAUGGCUUCAGGCGCUAAACCAGACUGACACGUCGUCCUAUCGAGAGGUCAUCUUAAUGCUGAAGAUUUUGGGGUCGUCGUUACUGAUAGCGGUGUAACACGGUGUAUAAUCCUGAAGGAGCCCCACCCCCGCCCCCUCCCCCGGAAGUGUUGACAGUCGUUGUGAGAAGUACGUAGUGCUAAAUGGUUUCCCACUGCAGUGCUUUGGCCGCGUCCGGCUCUGCCACGCACUAACGAUUGCCUUUCAUCCAGAUAUUCUGUGGUCGGUGUGUAAUAAUGGCUGUCUGUCAUGUCAAUGGGUUUAGCCUUAAGUGAGUCGCGGACACACAAAAUAAUCCUCGUAGUACUAAAUGAUCUUUUUUUUUUUUUUUGUAACAUACGAGUUGUGUAUGAUGAGCUUCUUCGGUCGUGCCGUGGAAAAGCUGCGACGGUCAAACGGCAGAGUGGUGCCACUUCAGGGCCGCUCCGCCGCUUGUAGACGAAUUUCUCAAACUUGAUCCUUUUCUGGCGGCAGCGAGCUUCCUGAGGGGCGGAGUGUGGACGUGGGCCCGGCAGUGGCUCCGUCCGGAAGCUUUCAGUGACACGGAGGCAGAGACUCGAUGACUCAAAGUAAACCCUGCGGCGGCGAAGUGGGCCGAGUUUGAGAAACGCAAUAGAUUGCUGUGGAAACACUAUUCCUAAACUGUUGAAGGGACACUGCUGGUGCGAGCACAUACUGAAAACGGCUAAAGGGCAAUACAGUAUAUAGUUAACGACACUUGUUAAUACCAUUUUGUCAUUUAUUGUUUUUAGUAUUAUCAUUCUCAUUGUUCCAAUGCAAUAGAAUCCUUGAGUCUCAGAUCAUUUGUUAUAAGAUUGAGGUUAACUUUUUUUUUUUUUUUUCUGCAGACGGAUUGAAAGAAAUAUUUGUCUUGGGAGUUUCUCAUCGCAUUUUGAUGAUUGUUUCAAGGACCUUUUUUAUUCUGAUAAAAUUGUAAACACUGGAGUGAAAGGAAAAAAGACAAAAAAAUAGAUAUGGAUUUUUUUUUUUCCUUUUAAACUGUACUAGAUUUUAGGUUUUGGACAAAGCCAAUUUCUCCUCAAGUCUGUGCAGAAGGUGGACAGAACAAUUUGGAUCAGUACAGUUGAGAGCCCAGUAUGUUUGGUAAUUUUGACAUUUGAGGCGGUAGUACCACAAGAAAAUGUUUUCUUUCUUAUACAAAGUCCCUGGUAUUUGUAGUAAAUUAUAUUGAUAAUGGUAUUAGAUGAACAACAGCAUAACAGUAGCUUUCACAGAUUAGUUGUUUUCUUUAUUAGUCUUGCAUGCAGAGUUAUGGUCCUCAUUUAAAAAGAAAAAAAAAAGGAUCUUGAUAUUGAUUAUUUUGUGUAGGAAAAUGAGUGCAUAAGAAUAACUUCCUAAAAAAAAAAAA